Molecule: messenger RNA, 2553 nt
Organism: Apis cerana (Asiatic honeybee)
Lineage: Eukaryota; Metazoa; Arthropoda; Insecta; Hymenoptera; Apidae
Product: syntaxin-1A
Biological process (GO): vesicle fusion; exocytosis; intracellular protein transport
Cellular component (GO): endomembrane system; SNARE complex; plasma membrane
Molecular function (GO): SNAP receptor activity; SNARE binding
Source: RefSeq, a predicted model, not a curated record
AAAUUCCGUCAUUUUUUUAAAAUUAUUAUUUUUAAUGUAUGUAUAUUUAGAUAUGUAUAAAACAUAUCCUAUCUAAAUUUAGAUGAAAUAUAUUUUAACGUAUUUUUUUUUUAUGUAAAUAUAUUACAAUGUCGAAACAUCUUUUAAAAACAUCUUUUAAUGUAAACGACAUCUCGGAGACAAGAUCAACAGAGUUGAUUUUGCAUUAGAUAUAUUAGGAAUAUAUAUCUUGUUAAUACUGAACUCGUUAUAUAAAUGUAAUAUAAAUGUACCUUCAAAUUAUAUAAUUAUUUUGUUCUAAUUGACAGUUAAGACUGAUUGAUUUGUUUUGAAAAAGAGUAAAAUUUAAUAAUUUUUUAGUACUAAAUCUAUUUCUUUUUGUUGAUUUAUUUAUAUAUUAUAUUAAUGUUAAUGCGAUACGCACAGAAAAAAGAAAGAAAUAUAUUUUAUGUUCUCUAUGGUGAUAUUAAAAUAUUUUAUUUACGAAUAAAUAAUAUAAUGAAAUAUAUUUAUAAUUGCUAUUUAAUGUUACUUCAUAAUAUAAUAAAUACAUUUAUUGUUUUCCCAAAGUAUUAUAUUUAUUUAUAACAAUUUAUUGAAAAACUAAACAUAAAGAAUGUAAUAUGGAAAUUAUAUAAUAACAUACAAAAUUUGCCAUAAGUGUUAACUUUACUCUAUAACAUGUUAAUAUGAUAUCAUAUAAAUAUUAAAUUUUUUUUAUUUAUUUAAUAUCACAGAAUUUCGAUUUUGUCUAUAUUUUACUUGUUUUAUUAUAAUCAAAUCAUAGUUAAAUAUAAAAUAUUUAUUUGUAAUAUAUUUUUGGGUAAUAAAUUCUAUUGACCAGUAAUAACCGGUUUGUUAUAUUAUUAAAUGAAUAAAUUUAAUAUUAAUUAAUAAUAAUAUAAAUUUAAUAAUUUUUCUUUAAAUUUAAAUAAAAAUAUUUUUUAUGUCGAAAAAAAUUAGGAAAAACAAAAUAAAAUAGUUUUAUUUUAAAAAAUGAAAUGUUAUAAAAUCAUUGUUAUUAUUGUUACAAAUAUAAAAAAAAAUGUAUGAAAGAACAAGUCAAAGGUUUGCAAUUCAUUUCAAAGCUGUCCUUGUAUCCAGAUGUUAAGUGCUUAUUUCCUAUUUCAUUUCAAAUGCAAAAUAUCUUUCAAGUAUUACAGUAUAACUGUGAAGUGAGUCAAAUUGUUCAAAGAAUAAGACAAUAUACAAAUAUUUUUAACUAUUUUUAUAAAUUAUAUGCAACGGAUUAUAAAUAAUAAUGUCAACGUUAUAAUGAAUUUUAUCAAUUAUCUCUACUGAUAAGAUAGAUAACAGAAAAUAAAUUUUAUAUGUUUUCACGAAAUUAUCAGUUAUACGCUGAUUUUCAAGCAAUAACUAUCAUGGUUCGUGAUCGAAUGCCGGAAUUACGUGCUUAUCAAAAUAAUAGCACUACAUUUGGUAAAGGAUUUUUACAAGAUGUACAUAUUCAAAUUUACCAAAAUAAAAAAUUGAAGGAAGUAUUAGAUAAAGUUGAAGGAAUUCGAGAUUUAAUUCAACUUAUUGCUGAAAAUACUGCUAUUAUAAGGAAUUUGCAUAAUAAUGUUUUGUCAUAUACUAAUAAAGAUAUACAAAAAGAAUUGGAAAAUCGAAUGUAUACUAUUUCACAAACGUCAUUUCGUAUUCAACAAAAAUUAAGAGAAAUGAAUAAAGAAGUUGUCCCCAUUGAUGAUUUAACUAUAACUAGUGCAAGAGAAGGACCAAUACAUAUACGAGUUAAAGCACUACAAUAUACAACAAUGUUAAAAUUAUUUUCUGAAAUUAUGGAAGAAUAUAACAAUUCUAUGUUGAGAUAUAAUGAAAAAUGUCGUUUACUUUUAAAUCAACAAAAACUAUUAAUUAGAAAACACAUUACAAGUGAAGAAUUGGAAAAGCUACUUGAUAUUCAAGAAAAUAAUAUAUUUGUUGAUAAUAUUUUAGAAGAUAGUAAAAUUGCAAAGCAACAAUUAUCUGAUAUUCAAAAUAGACAUAAUGAAAUAAUAAAAAUAGAAAAAUCUCUUGCAGAAGUUAGAGAUAUGUUUACAGAAAUGGCAUUUCUUAUUGAGAAACAAGGAGAACAAAUAAACAAUGUGGAAUAUUUUGCUGGAAAAACAGCAGAUAAUAUUGAUUCUGGUCGUAUUGAUCUUAAAAAAGCAGAAAAAAAGAAUCAAAGAUAUAGAAAGGUAUAUAGCAAUAUUUGUAUCAAUAAUAUUGUAUCAAUUAAUAAACAAUUAUCUUUUUUUAGAGAAAAAUUAAACUUGGUAUAAUAAUUAGUAUAAUAAUAAUUAUUUUCUUGAUAAUCAUCAUCUUUUUAUAGAAAAAAAAACAAAACUUUAAUUUUAAAAAGAGAUAAUAAAAAUUUAUUCUAUAAUUUAAGAUAUUUAUUAUCUAAAUAAUAAAAACAUAGAAAAAAAAUUAUAUAAUUAUAUAUAAUUAAUUUUUAUCAUGUCAAAUUAUAAAACUUCUUAUAUAAAAAAAUAUUAAAAAAUAGAAAUGUAUUACUUUUUACUGUUAAAUACAUAAUUUUCAAAGUAA